This is a messenger RNA of Mesocricetus auratus (golden hamster), 4030 nucleotides long. It is a transcript of the gene Btnl10, whose product is annotated as butyrophilin like 10. Gene Ontology annotation, cellular component: external side of plasma membrane. The transcript has 6 exons. Gene Ontology annotation, biological process: regulation of cytokine production; T cell receptor signaling pathway. Gene Ontology annotation, molecular function: signaling receptor binding. The coding region runs from base 156 to 1625 and encodes 489 amino acids. The record is from RefSeq and is a predicted model, not a curated record. NCBI's taxonomy places the organism in Eukaryota, Metazoa, Chordata, Mammalia, Rodentia, Cricetidae.
GAGCUUGUGGGUUCUUGGUUUCUAGGCCUCCCUCUUCUAUCACCACAGGGGAACAGGCAGGCUCAUUUGAACUGUGCCCUGACUGGAGUUUUCAGAGAAACAAACCAGUUCCCUCAAAGGCAUCAGAACCCACCCUGGAAAGCAGGCACAGAGGGAUGGCAAGGCCACACCAUGGAGAUUCUGCUACUCUGCCAAGCUUCUUAGUCACCUUCAUCUUACUGCAGUUCCUGCCUGCUGGGAACGGAAAAUCAGAUUUCCGUGUCCUUGGACCUCCUGACCCACUUCUGGCCAUACUUGGGCAAGACAAAGAGUUGCCGUGCAAAUUGUCACCCAACAUCAGUGCUGAGGGCAUGGAGCUGAGGUGGUACAGGGACCAGCCCUCGCCAGCUGUGCAUGUGCACAAGAACGGGGAGGAUAUGUAUGAAGAGCAGAUGGUGGAAUACAGGGGAAGGACCACGUUCAUCGGCAACCACAUGGUCAGAGGAGAGGCCGCUGUGAGGAUACGCAAUGUCACCAUGUUUGAUAACGGGACUUAUCACUGCGGCUUCAAGGAACACACAUCUCGCAGCCAGGCCACCCUGUGGUUGAAGGUGGCAGGGCUGGGCUCAUCACCCAGAAUCCAUGUGACUUACACCCAGGACAAAAGCAUAUGGGCUGAGUGCACUUCAACAGGAUGGUUCCCGGAGCCCAGUGUGCAGUGGCUGGAUCUCAAAGGACAGCCAGUGCCUGCUGAGACUCACUUCUCAGCCAUAGCCAGCACUGGCCUCUUGACUGUGGUAUCCAUUGUGACUACCCAGGACAGGGCUGUGGAGGGCCUGACUUGCUCCAUCAGUAACCCCCUCCUCCCUGAGAAGAAGGUGGCUGAGACUUAUCUGCCUGCCCCCCUGUUCAGAAGGCCUCUGUCCACCGAGAGGGGACCAGUUCUGCCUCUGAUCCUUGCGGCUCUGGGGCUUGUCACGGCAGCAAUAGCCUGUGCCUUCGGGAGAUCACACAAAGAGGAUAAAAGUGAGGAGGAAGAAGAAGUGAGCCCAGGAGCCAGUGCUGACGUUGAGCCCUUCCAUGCCAGCCUGUCCCUGGACCCUGAAACCGCGAGUCCCAAACUCAUGGUGUCUGAGGAUCAGAAAAGUGUGAAGCGGUUGCUAUUUGACCAGGACCUGUCUCCUAGUUCCAAAAGAUUUGACCAAGACCCCUGCAUCCUGGCCCAAGAGCGAUUUGAUGCAGGGAGACAUUACUGGGAAGUGGAAGUUGGGGACAGGAGGGCCUGGAUUCUGGGUGUGUGUCUGGAAAGUUUGGGACGGGAAGGUAGGAUCCCUAAGUCACCUCAGCAUGGCCUCUGGGCACUGGAGUUUUAUAAGAAGAGGCUCCAGGCCCUCUCUUACCCCAGGACUCACCUGUCUCUUCCGCAACCCCUCUGUCGUGUGGGCAUCUUCUUAGACUUUGAGGCAGGGGAAAUCUCCUUUCACAAUGCAGCCAAUGGCUCCCUUAUCUAUAUGUUCUCUGGGCUGUCUUUUUCUGGUCCCUUACAGCCAUUCUUCUGCCUCUGGACCCAUGACCCCAGGCCCCUGACCAUCUGCUCAGUGGUCAGAGAGACUGAAGAAGACACAGGAUCCUCUGAAGGUCCUUGACCUCCCUGGGGGCUCCCAAGACAUCCUUAGGAGAGAGGCUCUUGCCUUCUUGAGCACCCUGGCUCCUGGUAUUAUUUAUCACAUCCAUGUGUGGGAAUUUCACAAGACCCCAGGGGCUGGGUAUGCUGCCUCUGCCAAAUUUCUGUGCUGAAUACUGACCCCCUAUCCUCUCCCCACCCAGGAUUUCUGAAGGUGCUGUAAUUGGAGAUAAAGCAUUGAAAGAGAGAACCUAGUGUUCUUCUAUGAGAGGAGAUUGGGGCACACACACUGUGGGGACUUAGAGAUGUGCCACUUACCAGCCAAGCACUCUGUGGGGAUUUAGAGAUGUGCCUCUUACCAGCCAAGGAGACCAGCAGUCUUGGAUUUCUAGCUUCAGGAACUUAGAAAGUGGUUCCUGCAGAGUGAGAAUCGUGUGACUUCCUAUGCUGAGGUACUUUGUCAUGGCUGGCCUCACUCAGUGAGGAAACAAUACAAUAAGCACAACAGAGAUGUUUUUGCCGUGUUCUUAGUGGCAUAUGUAGAAUGUCCAGCUCGGGUGGAUGUGCUGUGGCUGCUUGAUAGCCGAGUCUUACCCUCUCCUUACUCUUCCUCCAUCUUGUCCAUCUUUUCCUUCCUCCCUGCUUUUCUCUCCCUCCUCCCCUUCUUUUUCUUCCUGUUAAAACUCAAAGGCAGAGGUCCCAAGAUUCCUAGGGCUGUGGUCAGAGAUCAGUGAGGACAGAAACCACAACAGUGUUGGCAGCGAAAACAGACUAGAAGCGGGUGUUAACAGACAUUUGAGAACACAGAAGCAAAGCUACACCAUGAACCAGCUCUCAGCUACCUGAGAGUCUUCCACUCCGAGACUGCGAGCAGAAGGGAGAAAAGAGCCCCGGGAGUGAGAUGCUGUUCUAUGGUGCUUGUUCCACAGGUGCUGAGAAAUGCAGUCUGCCCAGUGCUGUGAGGCUGCAGGCCCUGAGAGAAACACACAGUCAUACUAUCCCCUAGACCCAACGUUUCCUCUUCGUGUUUGUUAUAAUUUCGAGCAGGGAUCUGUUGGUGGGAUCUAUGUGGCGUUCAGGUCCUCACUCCAGGGGAACUGGGGUAUAAGGUUAAAUGAUCUGGCCUAAAAUCCAUUAAGGGCUCUUCCCUCCAUGUUCUGGAGACCAGAAAUUGAACCAAAAUGUUGGCAGGGUUGGCCUCUCUGGGAAGCACUGGAAAAUCUACUCCAGGCCUCUCUCCCAGUGUGUGGUGGAGUCCAGCCCUCCUUGGCUGGCAGGGGCAUCCCCACAAAGGCUGCCCUGUCAUUGUAUGGCCAGCUCCUCUCUGUGUUUUUCUUUAAAAGUUUUCUCUUAGACACACUUAGCACAGGCUGACUCCACCCUGAGGAUUAUAACUUAAUUGCAUCUACAGAGACUCUUUUCCUCCAAAUGAUCCCGGUCACAGGUGUGAGGGGUCCAGACUCAACAUAUCUCGGUGAUACUCAACUUACCAUAGUGGGUUGGAGUUGAAGGGCACUGGCUGAGUGGUGGGCACACCCUUUUGCAUUGGAAUAGCUCCUCAGAAUGAGGAGUCAUUGCCCAUAAGUGCUGUAACAGUUACACAUGUUUCAGAGAGACAAGGUCCUCAGACACAGCUGAAGAACAUCUAGGGUUUCGGGUUCACAGUCACGAGCACAGCCAGGGUUAGUCUGUGGAGUAGCAAGGAAAUGUCACAGGUACAGGUGACCCUGAGCUGGGCUUUGGAGAGAGGCUGGCAUUUAUAUAGGAAGAAAAGGGAGAAGAGAGGGGCUCAAUAAAAGAACCCUGGCCUUGUCACCUGCACAUUAUAGUUUUUCAAACAUGGGGUGAUAAUGUUUUUAUUUUUUCCUUCUUUGUUCAUCAGUGUGAUAUUUAUAUGCAACAAAUUUGCUAGUUAAAAAAAUUUAUGUAUAGACUAGAGAUCUGCCUGCCUCUACCUCCUGCAUGCUGGGUUAAAGGAGUGUGCCACCACUGCCUGGACAGUUUUUAUUUAAAGGUUUAUAUAUUUGAAGUAUAUGGGUUUUGUCUGCAUGUAUGUCAGCAUACCAGAAGGUGGCCUAUGCUUUUAAUUCCAGCACUUGGGAACCAAAGGCAGGCAGAUACCUGAGUUCAAGGCCAGCAGAGUUCCAGGGCAGUCAGGGCUACACAGGGAAAUUGUGUCUUGUAAAAACAACCCCCCCCAAAAUUUGUGUGUGCGUGUGUGCAUGUGUGUGUACACAUGGGUGCUGGAAUUAGCACUCCUGCUCUUAAGACGCAGCAGCAGGUCCUCUUCGGAACCGUCUCUCCAGCCUUCAGCUUCUUUGUGUGAAGGGUGCAGUGUGGUGAGCGUUGGUCAAAGUGUACAGUCACGUAGCAGUGCCACCAAGAAAUCAGUCUUUUGCCAUUAAAGUUUCCUUGAAUUUAUUGAAA